This is a messenger RNA of Arachis stenosperma, 537 nucleotides long. RefSeq lists its product as uncharacterized. The record is from RefSeq and is a predicted model, not a curated record. Bases 1 to 537 code for a protein of 178 amino acids. Lineage: Eukaryota; Viridiplantae; Streptophyta; Magnoliopsida; Fabales; Fabaceae. The transcript has a single exon.
AUGGUAUACCCCAGGGGCGUAAUUGAAAAUCUUUUGGUCAAGGUGGAUAGUUUUAUAUACCCUGCUGAUUUUGUGGUUCUGGAUUCAAAUGAGGAUGAUGGUGACUCGGUUAUACUGGGAAGGCCAUUCUUGGCCACUGCUAGAGCUAUCAUAGAUGUAGAGGAAGGGGAAUUAACUCUCAAGAUGCAUGAUCAGAGUGUCACUUUAAAGGUAUUACCAGAGGCACAAUUUAGCAAGGAGAAGAAAGACUAUAUGAAAAGUGACAAGGGAGAAUCACAGUUGAAGGAAGAAAAUGACAAGGAGAGUCACAGCAACAUCCCAAAGAUAAGAGUUGUGCAGACUGGUGAAGGAGCCCAAGAGGAUAUUGGAGUAUUAGCCACUGAGAAGAGAGGUCCCCAAGGGAAACCUACGGCCAGAAAAGAAAGGUCAACAAAAGGAAAGAUGAAACGCAGAAACAAAACAAAAAGGGGUUGGAAGAACAGGAAGAUCCCAACAGAGGGGCUUUCCAAAGGUGACAAAGUGCAACUGAUAUAUUAA